This is a messenger RNA of Seriola dumerili (greater amberjack), 5575 nucleotides long. RefSeq names its product ubiquitination factor E4A (gene ube4a). The transcript has 20 exons. Lineage: Eukaryota; Metazoa; Chordata; Actinopteri; Carangiformes; Carangidae. Gene Ontology annotation, biological process: protein polyubiquitination. Gene Ontology annotation, cellular component: ubiquitin ligase complex; nucleus; cytoplasm. Gene Ontology annotation, molecular function: ubiquitin-ubiquitin ligase activity. The record is from RefSeq and is a predicted model, not a curated record. Bases 126 to 3359 code for a protein of 1077 amino acids.
AAUAUCUGUUUACUGAGGAACUGCCACUGGUUUCGUAGAAGCAAUUUGUUUAAAUAAAAGACGCACAUUUCUUCCCGUCAAACAGGCUGGGAUCUUGGAUGGAGUGAGUGUUGAGCCCCAGUGAGAUGACUGACCAGGGCAACAACAACCAGAACAUCUCCUGCAACCCCUUUGCUGCCCUCUUCAGCUCACUGGCUGAUGCCAAACAGUUUGCAUCAGGCCAGAAACCACAACAGCUGUCUGCUGAACCACCAUUGGAGGACUCAGGAGAGAGCCAGUCAGACUCAGAAAACUCUGUGUCAGACAGCGUCGAUGAUAAUGACGACUCUGUGGCAGAGAUCAGCCGCUCUUUCCGGUCCCGCCAGGAGCUGUGUGAACAGCUCAAUGUCAAUCACAUGAUCCAGCGAAUAUUUCUCAUCACUCUGGACAACAGUGACCCCAGUUUAAGAGGAGGAAAUGGAAUCCCUCCUCGCUGUGUGUACCUGGAGGAGAUGGCUGCAGAUCUGGAUGGACAGGACUGGCUGGAUAUGGACAACAUAGAACAGGCUCUGUUUAACCGUCUGCUGCUACUAGAGCCAGGGAACCACCUCAUCUACAUGACAUCAUGCAGCGCUGUAAACCUGUCUGCAGACCGUGAUGCUGGAGAGAAAUGUGCCAUCCCUUACCUUUUUGCUUGUUACCAGAGAGCCAAAGAAGAGGUGACGAAGGUACCAGAGAAGUUACUGCCCUUUGCUGUUCGCUGUAAGAAUCUGACGGUAUCAAACACACGGACAGUUCUGCUCACCCCAGAGAUCUAUAUCAGCCAGAAUGUCUAUGAACAGCUUCUGGACCUGCUGCUGGAAGGUUUCAGUGGAGCACAGCCAGAGGAGGUGGUUGAGUUUGUGGAGGAGGUCGUUGCUGGCCUGCUCUCUGACCAGGAGGUGCGUACCUUCGAGGAGGUGAUAGUACCAGUGUUUGAUAUCUUCCAGGGACGCAUCAAAGACUUGGACCUCUGCCAGCCUCUCCUCUACUCCUACUUAGAUGUUCUCCUCUAUUUCAGCCACCAUAAAGAUAUUGCCAAGGUAUUGGUGGAACACAUUCAGCCCAAAGACCCAGCUAAUGGUUUGCAGUACCAGAAGAGCCUAUUGGGGGCAGUGUUGAGCAUCUCCUGCUUGUUAAAAACCCCAGGUGUAGUGGAGGGACAUGGCUACUUCCUGAACCCCUCCCGCUCCAGCGCCCAAGAGACAAAGGUCCAGGAGGCCAACAUCCACCAGUUCAUGGGACAGUUUCACGACAAGUUGCACCAGAUCUUGAAAAACUUGCUUCAGCGAUCUGGUGAGACACGGCACCUGCUGCUCUCGUGGCUGGGCAGCUGUCUGCAGGCUAACGCUGGCCGAGCCAAGAUAUGGGCCAAUCAGAUGCCAGAGAUCUUCUUCCAGAUGUAUGCUUCAGAUGCAUUCUUUUUAAACUUGGGUGCAGCUCUGCUGAAGCUGUGCCAGCCCUUCUGCAGGCCUCGUUCACCCAAACUGCUCACCUUCAACCCCACCUACUGCGCCCUCAAAGAGCUGAGUGAAGAGGAGAGGCGCAAUCGCAACGUGCAUGCAAGAGGUCUCGACAAGGAAACCUGUCUGAUCCCUAUGCCCCCUCAGCAGCCGGUGGAGUCUGCACAGUCCUACAGCCUUCUGACUGAAAACCUCAUCCUCACACAACUCACCCUGCAUCUCGGCUUCCACAGACUCCAUGAGCAGAUGGUGAAGAUGAACCAGUCUCUCCAUCGGCUCCAGGUGACGUGGCAGGAGGCCCAGCGAACCGGGAACCCGAUGUCAGAGCAGCUCCUGGAGCAGUUUGAGCGUCUGAUGAUUGUUUAUUUGUCAACCAAAGCUGCCACAAUGCAGCCUGCCAUGCUGCAAUGCUGCCUUAACCUCCAAGCUUCCACCGCUGCUCUGCUGGUUCAACUUGGUGUUGGAAACCAGGGGCCUGAACAUGUAGCACUCAGUUUUCCCCUGCCUUCCCUGCAAAAUAGUAUGCUGUGCUUUGUACCAGAGUUUUUUGCAGAAAACUUGGGGGAUUUUUUCAUCUUUCUGCGGCGAUUCGCAGACGAUGUUUUGGAGACUUCAGCAGAAAGUCUGGAGCAGAUUCUUCACUUCAUCACUGUCUUCAUGGGUAACGUAGAAAGGAUGAAGAACCCACACUUGAGAGCAAAACUUGCAGAGGUCUUAGAGGCGGUGAUGCCACACAUGGAGCCAGUGGCUUCUGGUGCUGCUCAGCCAAUCGUGUUCCAGCGAGAGAGAGUCUUCUGCUCCUACAGACAUGCACCUCAGCUGGCCGAGGCUCUCAUCACUGUGUUUGUAGACAUUGAAUUCACAGGUGAUCCUCAUCAGUUUGAACAGAAAUUCAACUACAGAAGACCCAUGUACCCCAUCCUCAAGUACAUGUGGGGCAAAGAUAACUAUAGAGAGAGCAUCAAGCAUUUGGCCGACUAUGCAUCAGAGAACCUGGAGGCCAUGAACCCCCCUCUGUUCCUCAGGUUCCUCAACUUACUGAUGAAUGAUGCCAUCUUCCUACUAGAUGAGGCUAUUCAGUACCUGAGUAAAAUCAAGGUUCUGCAGCUGGAGCGGGAUAGAGGGGAGUGGGAGGGCCUGGCCCCUGAUGCCCGAAGAGAGAAAGAGUCGAGCCUGCAGAUGUUUGGACAGCUGGGACGCUUCCACAACAUCAUGUCUAACGAAACCAUCGGCACACUGGCCUUUCUCACCUCAGAUAUCAAGGGGAUCUUUGUGCACCCCUUCCUGGCUGAGAGGAUCAUCUCCAUGCUGAACUACUUCUUGCAGCACCUGGUGGGUCCUAAGAUGGGUGCCCUUAAGGUCAAGGACUUCAGUGAGUUCGACUUCAAGCCACAGCAGCUUGUUUCUGACAUCUGCACCAUCUACCUGAACUUAGGGGACGAGGAGAAUUUCUGUGCUACAGUCCCAAAGGAUGGACGAUCAUACUCUCCUACCCUCUUCUCCCAGACUGUUAGGGUACUAAAGAAGAUCAACAAGCCUGGUGACAUGAUUGUAGCUUUUGGAGUUCUUGCUGAUAAAAUAAAGUCCCAUGCAGACAGACAGCAGCAGGAAGAGGAGACAUAUGCAGAUGCUCCAGAUGAGUUCUUGGAUCCCAUCAUGUCCACUCUGAUGCUGGAUCCUGUUCUUCUCCCUUCUUCCAAUGUAACAGUAGACCGCUCAACUAUAGCAAGGCAUCUCCUCAGUGACCAGACAGACCCUUUCAACCGCAGUCCUCUAACCAUGGACCAGAUCAGGCCAAACGAGGAACUUAAACAGCAGAUCUUACAGUGGCUGGAUAAGCAUAAGCAGGAGAGGCUGCAGUUGGGACCCAGUGGCUAGCUAUGAUCCCUCAACAAACAAUGGCUGCAUCCUUGUUUUCUCUCCUGGCCCACAUCUCAUGUGCUCCUCUGCUUCUUGGCUAAUCCAUGGUGUGCUUGCCUCUGUGGAUUUCUUCUGACUGCUCUGGUCCCUCUAACUUUGCAUCAGCCUUUCCAUGCAGCCUUCAUCCUCAGUGGAUUCCAGACAAACUGUAGCCCACCGGCUGGUGACAACUUCAAAAUCCAUGCACAGUAGCUGUUCGACUCCCAUGAUGCCCUAUGGUAAACAUUAGUAGGGUGAUACAACCUCUGGUUUCUCUCCCCCUGAAUACUGUGUAUUGAUUAGUUAUUAUUACAGUCAGAACUGUGGCCAGAAGUAUCAGUUUCAACAGGACUUGUUGAAUGUACUGUAUGAACUCCUGACCGACCAGCUGGCCAAAACCAGAUUUUAUACUGCAAGGUAAGUAUUUUUGGGAACCCAUGAGGCAGAACAUGGAUGGAGUCAUUUAUUAUUUAACUUUGAUUUCAUCUUCAUGAAGAAUACAUCAUACACUGCCUUUCAAAGGUCUUGAACACCCUAUAUUUUAGCACUUUUGGUUAAAUCUCAAGCAGCAUUGUAAAUAAAAAUUAGCAAUUAAAAUUAAGGCAGAAGUAAAACUGAAUUGAAAUGCGUGACUUUUAUUUUUAUUGGAAACAAUCUAGACUCAUCUGGAGAAAUUCAAAACCUGUAGCACAAAACCACACCGUGUAUUUGUUUUACAGUUGUGUGUAUUUUAACAUGUAUGGAUGACUGUCAGAUCUUCAAGUGCACCUGUAUUUAAUUAAGCACUAAUUAACGUCCUCAUUAGGAUCUGACAGCUUGCUAAUUAAUAAAUAACUUUUUUAUUUACUGUACAAUAAUUAGUCUAAUUUGAUCUAUAUUUUAGGAUGUAGUACAUAUACAUGCAUAUGCAAGAAACAUAAAAUGAAUUCUGCCAAAAAAUGCCAGAAUGCACACUAAAAUUGCUCUAUUGUUUGGCGUCGCAUUGAUGGAGACUUGUGUUUGGCAGUGUUACAUCCUUGUAAAAACCUUUUUCCUUAUAAUUUGUAACAAAUUGAUUUUAAAUCUGAAAUUGGCUGUAGUUUGACAAAGUCAGAAUUUUCUCAUAGCAGCUUUGUUUCGUCUGAUGCCUUAUUAUCACUUCAAAUUACUGCAAAAUGCUAAAAAUACAAAACAUUAAUUUCUUUUGUAUAAUAGUUGGCUCACUGUGAACAUUAGAACCUGGUAUAUUGAUGUGAUGAUGUGUAAAUGAUGUGAAUGGGGUGAAGUGUUGGGUAUGGAAAUGUCACUGAAUUUCUCCUGAACUAUCCACCAAAAUCAGACUGAAUAAAUCUAGGGUAAAAAAUAAGCCACACAGCUGCAGAAUCAUGAUUUAUUUUAUAUCCACAACUACAAGAUUCAAUAAAACUGUCUGCUAGUCGGCUUUCUAAAUGUUUGUCGAUUUGUCCAGUACAUCUUUGACUGAGCUGAAUGGGUUCUCAGGUGGAUGUUUCAAACUCAAAUCUCGUUGCUAUUUCCGAUUUAAGAUAAAAAAAAAUCAUAAUAUUUUCUCAUUUCAUUUGUAUUAUCUGUUCAUGUGAUUUAAUUUUAAUGUUGUAACAGUGGCCAUAUUUCUUAAAACUGGAGCCAAAAAAGCCAGAAAUAUAGGGUUCAAUCAUUUUGACUGGCAGUGCAUAUAAGAGUCAUUGUCAUACUUUGAAUUACCACUCACCAGAUUAUAAUUGAUGUUGAACAGAGUUUUUAUUGUGUGAAAGCAUAGUGUAUUAACAUGUGGGCAAACAGUUGAUCAAUAGAAUUGGUGCCUAAAACCAACAGCCUUGCAGUAAAUGACAGCAAAUGAGGAUCUGACUUGUUUCAUACUCACAAGAGACAUAAUUAUGAGUUUGCUUUUUAGGACAUAUGGGGAAAUGUUGGUAGAAAAUGAAAGAAAGAAAAUCAGAAAAAGAUAACUUGUUUUUGAGUAGCUUUUUGAAUUAAAGGGUUUUAAUUCAAAAUUGUGUGGUAUAAAAUUUGAAAAUGUGAAAGACAUACAUGAAGAUGUAUUUGUUGGCAUGCCCUCAUCCUGUUCUGUUGAAUAUCUACCACCUGAAGGAUUAUAUGGGUUAAAUUAUAAUGCAAUAUUUAGUUUUAAUCGGGAUUAUAAAAUGUUUACUUUGGAUGUACAGUAUGAUUAAGAAAUAAAACUGUGUGUUAUAUAA